AAAAGUAAAGCCAUAAACAACUCCGCCCGAGGCCGAGAGACCGGGAGGCGACGCAUCACGCAGCCGCAGCCGGCGACGAGGAGCGCCACCGCACGCACCGACUCCGCCUCCAUUCCGCCGCUUUCCCGAGAGAGGCCAAGGGCUCCAGACCGCCCCCCCCCUCCCCGCGCCACCGCACCGCACCGCAUGGCGUCGCUCUCCGUCUCCCUCGGCCGCGCCUCCGCCACCCCGGCCGUCGCCGCCGCUGGCCCCGUCAAGGUGUCGUGCGUGAGGAGCAAGGUUAACUGCAGCUUUCCAUCCGUGGGGUCUUCGUCUUCGCCUGCUAGGAGCGUUGAGCCAGUGAGAGCAACUGCCACACAGGCACCCCCUGCUGCCCAUCAAUCUUCUAGCGCGGAGAAGACUAAGGUUGGCAUCAAUGGAUUUGGACGGAUUGGGAGGUUGGUUCUACGUAUUGCAACUAGUAGAGAUAACAUUGAAGUUGUGGCUGUUAAUGACCCUUUUAUCGAUGCUAAAUACAUGGCUUAUAUGUUCAAGUAUGAUUCCACACAUGGUCUAUUUAAAGGCACCAUAAAGGUUGUUGAUGAGUCGACCAUGGAGAUUAAUGGGAAGAAAAUCUCAGUUACAAGCAAAAGAGAUCCCUCGGAUAUUCCUUGGGGUAAUUUUGGAGUUGAAUAUGUUGUUGAAUCAUCUGGUGUUUUUACAACAACCGAGAAAGCAUCAGCACACUUAAAGGGUGGUGCAAGGAAAGUUGUGAUAUCUGCUCCAUCAGCAGAUGCUCCUAUGUUUGUAGUUGGAGUAAAUGAGAAGAAUUACAACCCCAGCAUGAACAUUGUUUCUAAUGCAAGUUGUACCACCAACUGCCUUGCUCCCCUUGCCAAGGUUGUCCACGAGGAAUUUGGCAUUGCUGAGGGCCUCAUGACAACCGUCCAUGCUACAACAGCCACCCAGAAGACCGUAGAUGGUCCUUCAAUGAAAGAUUGGAGGGGAGGACGGGGUGCUAGUCAGAACAUCAUUCCUAGCUCUACAGGCGCAGCAAAGGCUGUUGGAAAGGUCCUUCCAGCAUUAAAUGGAAAACUCACUGGUAUGGCCUUCCGAGUUCCUACACCUAACGUCUCUGUGGUUGACUUGACAUGCCGGCUUGAGAAAAGUGCUUCAUAUGAAGAUGUGAAAGCAGCUAUCAAGGAAGCAUCAGAAGGUUCUUUGAAAGGUAUUUUAGGCUAUACAGAUGAGGAUGUUGUUUCAAAUGAUUUUGUUGGUGACACCAGGUCUAGCAUAUUUGAUGCCAAGGCUGGUAUUGGUUUGAGUUCUUCUUUCAUGAAGCUUGUCUCUUGGUACGACAAUGAGUGGGGCUACAGCAACCGGGUCUUGGAUUUGAUCGGGCACAUGGCUCUAGUCAACGCCAAGAACUGAUGCCAUGAUAACCGUCGAUGCCAAGGAUCCUCGACAUCGAGUAAUGUAGGAAGAGAAGGCUGCAAUUUUGAGGGCCCUUUCUGUAUCUCGGAAUAAUAUAGCACACAAAACUCAAAAACCAUUGCCAUACUAUGACAUGUCAUAAACUAAAGCUUAUGUUCCUGUAUUUUGCCGUGCAACUCAUGAAGUAUCCACGCAUUGGGGGCGAAUCAAAUUAAGUAUCAGCACUUUACUUGCA
This is a messenger RNA of Oryza brachyantha (malo sina), 1648 nucleotides long. RefSeq names its product glyceraldehyde-3-phosphate dehydrogenase GAPCP2, chloroplastic-like. NCBI's taxonomy places the organism in Eukaryota, Viridiplantae, Streptophyta, Magnoliopsida, Poales, Poaceae. The record is from RefSeq and is a predicted model, not a curated record. Gene Ontology annotation, biological process: glucose metabolic process. The transcript has 14 exons. Gene Ontology annotation, molecular function: NAD binding; NADP binding; oxidoreductase activity, acting on the aldehyde or oxo group of donors, NAD or NADP as acceptor. Bases 187 to 1410 code for a protein of 407 amino acids.